Molecule: messenger RNA, 2626 nt
Organism: Tachyglossus aculeatus (Australian echidna)
Lineage: Eukaryota; Metazoa; Chordata; Mammalia; Monotremata; Tachyglossidae
Gene: PLP1
Product: proteolipid protein 1
Exons: 7
Coding region: 154-990 (278 amino acids)
Biological process (GO): central nervous system myelination; axon development
Cellular component (GO): plasma membrane; myelin sheath
Molecular function (GO): structural constituent of myelin sheath
Source: RefSeq, a predicted model, not a curated record
ACUGGAGGGGAGGACAGAGAUACUCAGAGAGAAAAAGUAAGGGACGGAGGAAGGACAAGGAGAAGAGAGAGAGUCCAGGAUUGUUCCAGCUGCACAAAGGCGGGCACCAAGAGGAUAGCGGCCAGCUAGAAUCAGACUCUGAAUCGCCAAGACAUGGGCUUGUUAGAAUGCUGUGCAAGAUGCCUGGUGGGUGCACCCUUUGGAUCUCUGGUGGCCACAGGCUUGUGCUUCUUUGGGGUGGCCCUGUUCUGCGGCUGUGGGCAUGAAGCUCUCACGGGCACAGAGCGGCUAAUUGAGACCUACUUCUCCAAAAACUUCCAGGACUAUGAGUAUCUCAUCAAUGUCAUCCACGGCUUUCAGUACUUCAUCUACGGAACCGCCUCUUUCUUCUUCCUGUACGGGGCCCUCCUGCUGGCCGAGGGCUUCUACACCACUGGGGCGGUCAGACAGAUCUUCGGCGACUACAAGACAACCAUCUGCGGCAAGGGUCUGAGCGCUACGGUAACAGGGGGCCCGGCCAAGGGGAGGGGUGCCAGAGGUCAUCAUCAAGCUUACUGUUUGGAGCGGGUGUGUCAUUGUUUGGGAAAAUGGCUAGGACAUCCCGACAAGUUUGUGGGCAUUACUUAUGCCCUGACCAUUGUGUGGCUCUUGGUGUUUGCCUGCUCGGCCGUGCCUGUUUACAUUUAUUUUAACACCUGGACCACCUGCCAAUCUAUCGCCUUUCCCAGCAAGACCACGGCCAGCAUAGGCAGCCUCUGUGCCGACGCCCGGAUGUACGGUGUUCUCCCCUGGAAUGCCUUUCCUGGAAAGGUGUGUGGCUCCAACCUGCUGUCCAUCUGCAAAACGUCUGAGUUCCAAAUGACCUUCCAUCUGUUUAUUGCUGCCUUUGUGGGAGCCGCGGCCACCCUUGUUUCGCUGCUCACUUUCAUGAUUGCCGCCACCUACAACUUUGCCGUCCUGAAACUCAUGGGCCGGGGCACCAAGUUCUAAUCUCCAAGCGGGCUUCCAGGAGACCCCCACCCUCCCCAUCCCUUCUUCCUCCUUUCCCACUCCCCUCUUCCCCCCACCCCGGCUAACAGAGGCCCUAACCACCAGCCAGGCCACACUGCCUCUCCCAGCUUAACCCUUUGCCCUCACUGCUGACUCUUCCUCUUCCUCCUCGGUGACUAUAACAAGAAAGGAGAGAGGCCCAGGCAGGGGGACCUCUCCACAUUCUCUCCCCUCUGGGUACAUCGCUGGGCCAUUUUGCUUCACUGCUCGUUCCUCAAAAGAAAGGGAGGGGCCAGGUUGAGGAUUACCUAAUUGCCUGUUCUCGAGAGAAAUGAAGGUUCCAACCCAAUCUUGACCUGUUUCUCCUGAGAGCAAGGAGACAUCCGUCCAGUUUUCGCCAGGCGCAGCCCCCUGUGGGGAAAUAAAAUGGAGAGGAAAGGUAUUUGCAGAGAGAGAGAAGGAAGUCGCCCGGGCCCAUUGCCAUCUAGAGAGGCCAGAGGGAUUCUCCCCAUGUCAGAGGACUCACUCCUCUUGCUACCACCGUUGAAGGAAAUGGAUCGACCCGCGAGAAUCUGCCCCAAUCUGCCUCUCGCUCCUUGGGGGGAGGAGAGGGUCGGAGCAAGGAUCUUCCAGAUGCAGGAAGAGAGCACUGACCCCUGUGGUGAGGGAAUCUCUAAGUCUUAACAAAGCCAACCCUACUUAUAGCAUAAGGGAGCCGGCGUCCGUGUUUCUGUGUAGACGAAGGCGAGCCUCGGCCUUCCGCUGGACAGGGUUGUCGGCAUCUUAACUCCUGCAUCUUCUUCAGCAUUGCUACCAUGGCAACCCUAGAGUUUCCAGGGAGCAGAGCUUGCUCUCAAAAGAGCGGCAGCGGCAACGGAAACAGCAGCCGCCACAGCCGCUACAGCAGCGCAGCCCCAGAGGCCUCUCUUGUAAACCCAAGAUAACUUGGGAGUCCAAGCUUUUGCUUAUCUUUUCUCUGUUAACCAGCUGUGUGCACUGAACUCGGUUAUACCUUCACAAUGGUGCUUUUUCUCACGGGGGUGAUGCUUGUUCAGUCGUCGUCGGUGAGGGGAAGAUCUCGAUUCGUUUCUGACUGGGGCAAAUAGCGCGUCUCCCGCCUGGUUCAUCAUUUGCCGCACAUCAGGAUGAGUUUGGUUUGGCACCGGAGGGGCCUGGAGGAUCCGCUUUGGUCUUUUUAAGUGGAGACAGGAAUAAAGCAACUCGAGCGCCUCGCCUUGUGGGCUCUUUUAAUCUGGCCGUCCAUUUCCCAGAUUAAAGCACGCGAUUCCCCGAUCUAGAGGGACCAUCUCUCUCCUGUUCAGGGCCUAGACAGGUGUGGCAAGCCUGGAAUUGGACUCCAGUGACUGCCUAGUUUUACUUUCUCGUUAAAAAGGGGGGAAUCUGUUUGGACGUCAUUAUCAACUUGCCCUACUACAGAAGUGGCCCGUUAAAGGACACUUCAUCCCCUGACAGACCAAGGGCAAUAUCCUUCCCCUGCGGCUGGCCUUUCACCCACCCUUCCAUCUCUUCCCAAGGAAAUUGGUCAGGAGGAGGAGGGCCAGGGCUAGGCUCUGAUUUCAGUCUUUUCUUCUUGUUCUGUUAACCCUGGCAAAUAAAGUUGGCUUGUGUUUAUUUA